Molecule: messenger RNA, 2535 nt
Organism: Populus nigra (black poplar)
Lineage: Eukaryota; Viridiplantae; Streptophyta; Magnoliopsida; Malpighiales; Salicaceae
Product: myosin-binding protein 7-like
Exons: 4
Coding region: 234-2327 (697 amino acids)
Source: RefSeq, a predicted model, not a curated record
UUCCCGGAAAAUUACCAUACCGUGAUUCUUGUCUUGUCAGAUCCUUAGUGGUCGGAUCAACUUCAAAGUCUUCAACUGAUCUUCAUAUCUCACAUUUUCGUCCACAUGGUGGAUUAUGGCUAGAUAUUAUUUGCAACUAUAUUGGCUAAAAAAAAGAUUGAAUUUUGUAGUUGGGGUUUCGAUUUUUGGUUCUUGAAUUGCUUGUAAUUCUCAGUUGCUUCAUUCAAGGGAGGAUGGCUUUCAGGGCAGUUCAUUCGUGGACCUUGGCUGAUCUUAUCUUUGCCUUUCGUGACCUUGCCAUUGCUUAUGUCCUGCUUUGUGGAUCCGCUUAUGCAUUUCUUUUAUCGAAAUUCUUGAGUGCUUUUGGGUUUUAUCUGCCAUGUCCAUGUACAGGCCUUUUUGGGUAUCAAAAUAACGAUUUGUGUUUGCAUAAACUGUUAAUUGAUUGGCCAAAAAGCAAAAUCUAUUAUGUCCAAGCGCUGGUGAAGAGUAGGUUCCCUUUUGAUUUGAUUUGGUUUGCGGAUCAAUCAAGUGAUUUGCAUGUGGAGGGUGUUAGAGAUAAGAAACGGGAAAAUGGGGUGAUUGGAUUGAAGGGAGAAGGGUGCUCCACUUCCCUUUCAGGUCCAAGAUUUUCGAGUUGUGUUGGUGGAGAAAGUGGAUAUGAUGCUAAGGAGAAGAAAGUUACGAACCAAAAGUACAAGCCUGGGAUCCGGAGGCGCAGGAGAGCUACUAUUGGAUAUGGUAGAUUCCUUUCUGCUUUGUCUGCAAAUAGCACACGCUCAAUUGGUCUAGCUGCUCCUCUCUCUAGUCAUGAUAGCGGCGGUGAAAUGGGAAGUCAAAUCAGUGGAAACUUGGGUCCUGCAAGUGGAACUGAAGAUGGUCUUCUGGGUGAUGGACAUGGUCCAAUUGUUAUUGAUCAUGGUAAAAGAGUUCAUAGUAGUUUUGAGUUGAAUGGGUUGUAUGACAAGGGUAAAGGCAUCAGAAACGACCCAUCAUUUGUUAAAAACAUGGCAUGUAAUGCUGAAGAUGUAUCGGACAGUGUUGGAAAUGAUGCGAUCAAAAUGUUGGAACAAUCACUUGAAGAAGAGAAAACUGCGCUAGCUGCUCUUUACCAAGAGUUGGAGAAAGAGAGGGCUGCUGCUGCUAGUGCAGCUGAUGAGGCGAUGGCCAUGAUCAUGAGGUUGCAAGAGGAUAAGGCAUCAAUAGAAAUGGAAACGAGGCAGUAUCAGAGGAUGAUAGAAGAAAAGUUUGCUUAUGAUGACGAAGAGAUGGAUAUUCUGAAAGAGAUCCUUGUUCGGAAGGAGCUGGAGAAUCAUUAUCUAGAGAAGAAACUCGAAGCUUAUCAGUUAAUGAACAUUUCAGGUAAAGAGCAGCUGGAAGAAAGCAAUCAGAUGAACAGUACUGGAAAAAGGCCUUCACUUUCAUUUGAUUCCGAUGAGAAUCUAUCCCUGCUGCCAGAGCAGAUGGUGAAGAGUAAAACCGUUUUUCAGAAGGAAGUGAAAACAAACGCAACUUGUUCAUCAAAUGAUGAAGAAAGUCAUACUCUUGCUUUUGGGAAGGAAAUGAUGCCAGAGUGUAAGGAGUCAGCUUCUGAUUCAUCUACUUCAGAAGGGGUGCUGCAGAAAACUGUUUGCGUAGCAGGGAAAGAAAAAACACAAAGAUAUGUUAGCGUGGUAUCCCAAACUUGCGGAGGCAUGGAAGAGGAGAUGGGAAAAGACGGAAAUCAUUUGAAUCAAGUAGGAAGCUGUAUGCAUAGUCCCAUGCUUGACACUGAAUUGACUGUUUAUGAUGUUCAUGUCGUUGACGAUGAAACAACAGUUUGGAAGGAGGGUGGUGGAAAAGAAAGUGGACCAUUAAGUAGCGCUCCUUCAGAUUUUGAGGUUUGGACCACUAGUGAACUGAGUGAUUGUCCAAGAACAAGCAUGACAGAAAUUGAGCCUAAUGGUCGUGGAAGCCAUUUGGAUACCACUAGCAGUUCACCAGGGUUGGGUGAUUCACAGUGCAAAACCUUGGAUAUCGACUCACAGCGGAGUUCUUCAUCGGCAGUCAAUAGUGAAAGGUUUAAAAUUGACUCUGAAGUUGAAUGGCUUAGAGAAAGGCUACGAACAGUGCAAGAGAAAAAGGAUAAAUUGACUUUCCCUGCAGAGCACAAUGAGAGGGUCAAUGCACAAUUGAAACUUGUGGAAGAGAUAAUAAGCCAGCUUCGAGAAACUUAUCAGCUGAGAGAGCCAGUGCGGCAGGCUUCUUUACCCCCUUUAUCUUCUAAGGUGAGCUUGAAAAAAAGGAGUUGCAGAAGUGCGUCGUCGGAGGCCUUUGAAAGUGCCUGAAUCAUGCAUCAUAUAUACCAGAACUGGGAAUCUGCACGCGUGAUUUAGGGUUUUCUCCUGUACCAUGUUGGUAGUAUUCUGAAAACUGUAAAUUUAAUUAGCUUUCAAAAUUAUCAGUACAUAGAGUUUGCUGUUGUAAAGUAUAAUGUUGAUCUGGUUGACGAAUUUUGAAGUGAAUCAAAAUUUCUCCGGGUUGUAUUUUUUUCAA